Molecule: messenger RNA, 680 nt
Organism: Myxozyma melibiosi
Lineage: Eukaryota; Fungi; Ascomycota; Lipomycetes; Lipomycetales; Lipomycetaceae
Exons: 1
Coding region: 269-643 (124 amino acids)
Source: RefSeq, a predicted model, not a curated record
GUAGUAGAGUAGAGUAGUAGAGUAGAGUAGUAGAGUAGUAGAGUGAGUAGAUCAAUUGAGGGCUGGUGAUGAAGAGGAGACGGCGGGCAGUCUCUCUUUAUAUGCGCCCGCCGGUCUGCGACGAGGCCGAGUCUGAGUCGGGGUCGAGGACGAGCGGGAAGGCAAUGCGGUGCGGCUCUGGACCGUUGACGUCAGGCGGUGGAGCCACGCCACUUUGUCCCGGUGAGUGUAUAUUCAUAGUAAAUAGUGAUAGUAUUGUAUAGUUAGUAUGAGUAGAAUACUGUUAAUACUCUCAACUCUCUCUAAACACGCUGUGCGGGGGAAAGCCGCAGUGCUGAAGGCGGGUGCGGGGCUUCAUCGCCGUCGCGGGCGAAGGGAGUCCUGCCCCACGUUUAUUGCCUGUUUAGGAACAGUUACUCGAUGUGGACUUACACUCUGCACCAGAACAACCACCCAGAUCAGGCUGUUCUCGGGCUUAACUGCCUGCUCUGUCUCGACCUGCUUCUGUUCUUCUUUGAGACGCGCGGAGAGGAGGAGUUCUAGACUGCGGUGCGGGGCUGUUUGCUGUCUGUUGCUGUCUGUUGCUGUGUUGCGCUGCUGCUGCUGCUGCUGCUGCUGCUCUGCUGCUCUGCUGCUCUUCUGAGGAUUAUCGCCGAACUGCGACAGGAUCACCGAACGCC